AAAAAAUACUACAUUCAUGACUAGCUGAUAGUAUAUUAGAUUUUAUUUGUACUUGGGAUCCUACUCACUGUGAAUAUUGUUUCUGGAUGAGAUAUAUCAGAGAACUGUACUAGAAUACAAUCUAAGGAUAUAUGAUAUAAUUAGUUGAGGAUAAAAGCUAAGAAAGUUUUUAUAAUAUAUUAAUAAUGGAUGUCUCUACAUAUGUAAGAGGUUUUCAUGACAUUGACGCUGUCUCAAAGAUGAAAUAUAAAACAUUAGGCAACACUGGUUUACAAAUAUCACAACUUGGCUAUGGUGGAGCUGGUUUGGCCAGUGUAUAUAAAACAACUAAAGAUGGUGAAAGUAUCGCAGUUUUAACACAAGCUAUCAAGAAAGGCAUUAACUACAUAGAUACAGCACCAUGGUAUGGUAAUGGCAAAUCAGAAACAGUAUUAGGACAGGCAUUUAAGAAUAUACCCCGUGAGUCAUUCUAUGUAGCAACUAAAGUAGGAAGAUAUGAACCUGAUGUAGAGAAAAUGUUUGAUUUUAGUCGUGAAAGAACUAUGAGAAGUAUAGAUGAAAGUCUACAGAGAAUGGGAAUAGGUUAUGUUGAUAUAAUACAGGUACAUGAUAUGGAGUUUGCUCCAGAUUUAGAUAUCAUUCUCAAUGAAACUUUGCCAGCUUUACAAGAAAUUAAGGAUAGUGGUAAAGCUAGAUUUAUUGGAAUAACUGGAUACCCUCUUGAAAACUUCAGGACAAUUAUAGAGAAAAGUAAAGUUAAAAUAGAUACAGUUUUAAGUUAUUGUCGUGGCUGUAUGUUUGAUAGUUCAAUACAAGAUUAUAUUCCUUAUUUCAAGGAGAAAGGACUUGGUAUAUUAAAUGCAUCACCAAUAGGUAUGGGUUUAUUAUGUGAAUCGGGUCCACCAAAAUGGCAUCCAGCAAAAAAUCAAAUUAAAGAUAAUUGUCAAAAGGCUGCAAAAUAUUGUAAGGACAAUAACAUACAAAUAGCUAAUUUGGCAUUAAAACAUAGUCUUGAACUUCCAGGAGUCACAUGCACAAUAACUUCUUCUGAAAGUUCUGAUAUAGUUGAUAAAAAUCUCAAACUUCUAUCAACAAAUUUAACUGAUAAAGAAAGAAAUGUAUAUAAUGAUGUGAUGAAAAGAUUUAUGGAACCUUUACAUAAGAUGAAUUGGGAAGGCAUUGAAGUUAAUCAAUACAGAGAAAAGUUAGCUAAAUUACAAGACAGAUAACUCUAAGAAGCAUAUGGACUGUUAUAUUUUAAGCUCAAGUCAACUGUACUUUAUUGAAAUAAUAAAUUAUCUUAUAAAGAUAAUUACUAAUAUUAAUUUACUAAAAUUUAUAAACAAUCCUUAAGGUUUACAGGGACGGUAUCUGACAUAUUUUUGGGAAUAAAAUGGGUUAAUACUGGGUGAAAAUCUCUUAGAAACAUUUAUCCUAGUCCUCUGCAACUAUCUGAAAUUAUGUGAUACCUUUUCCAUUUAAGGUUGGCCAUAAGUCCCCAUUCCCCAAGCUAUAUAAGGAUAAUCAUGGCUGUAUUUUGCCGAAGUUAUAGUGGUAAAUAAUCAUCACGAUUGAACAAUGAACUAACUGUUUGCUAAUUGUAAAUGUAGGUAGAUCGGUAAUGUGCAUGAGACAAAGUUGAUUUUUAAUACUCGAAUGGAGUUAAUAACACUGAGGAUAUUAUAAUACCUAGUGUAGUGUGUUAAGCUCCCAGCACAGUGACACAAACAAAAAAAAUAAGACUCAUUAUUGUUUACUACUUUUGUUAUUUUUAUAUUUUUUGUGGUUAUAUUUUAACUCUUCAAGAUAGUGCAAUGUAGCUCUCUGUAUUUUUGACCCAAGGACACACUUGUUUAAUGACUGUAAAGGAGCAAUUGUAAAUACUCUAAAAAGUCUGAUUAUUAUUAUUUUACUGAAUGUCAAUUUUUACCCUGUUUAUUAACUUUAACAGAUUAUAUUUUUAUUUUCAAUGUA
Molecule: messenger RNA, 1974 nt
Organism: Patella vulgata (common limpet)
Lineage: Eukaryota; Metazoa; Mollusca; Gastropoda; Patellidae
Exons: 11
Coding region: 186-1229 (347 amino acids)
Cellular component (GO): cytosol
Molecular function (GO): L-galactose dehydrogenase activity
Source: RefSeq, a predicted model, not a curated record